Molecule: messenger RNA, 2049 nt
Organism: Coprinopsis cinerea okayama7#130
Lineage: Eukaryota; Fungi; Basidiomycota; Agaricomycetes; Agaricales; Psathyrellaceae
Product: other/FunK1 protein kinase
Exons: 7
Coding region: 1-2049 (682 amino acids)
Biological process (GO): protein phosphorylation
Molecular function (GO): protein kinase activity; ATP binding
Source: RefSeq, a predicted model, not a curated record
AUGGUCGAUCUACAGGACCAGAAGGCCUUUUUGCCUCGAGAAUGCUCCCUGAAUCAGCAUUCGCCGUCACCUCCCCAACGUUCUGUUUACUCUCAUGCACUCAAGGCUUUCGACGGCCUUUUCCAUGUUGGCGAUGUCAACCCGAAUUACAUCGUCAAGUCACUCCAUGCCAUCGGAAGGGCAGUUUGCAGCGCAUUGGAGGGGAUGACUGGGAUAUGCGCGAACAAGCUCUCAGUUCGUCCGACAGAAACCGACAACUCUGCCGAUAACUCGAUCGUCGUCAGUACUUGCCUUACAAAAAAUAUGGACGCGGCCUUGCAUCCGACCGACGUCGUUGUUCCUUUGCGGGUGUCUCGCAGACAGGCCGGCGAGAACGAGACAAUGGAUGAGCAAAUGCGGGAUAUCUUUCGCAUAGUUAACGAGGACCCUCGUCGAACGUUUGCGUAUGGAAUUACUGUCGAAGACGCUCAGAUGUCGCUAUGGUACCUGUCUCGGUCGUGUUGCAUAAAGUCAACACCAUUCAACAUGACAGAACACCCGGACAUCCUCGUUCAAAUCUUCACAUGUUUGUUCACGGCAACAGAUCAGCAACUGGGAUAUGAUCCACUUGUUACACUUCUCCCCGACUCAAGCUACGUUUACGAGUUGCCGUCGGGUGGAAGCAGGCUUAACCCUCUCUACUAUCGGACUGUCGAGCUUGUUUCGCAGUUCCAUUCGCCCGAUGUUACUGGCCGGAGCAGUCGCAUCUGGAGGGUCAUCCAGGUCACCUCUCCCAGCAAUCCAACACGCAUUCCCGGGACUUCCGAACGUAUCCUCAAAGACACUUCUUUGGAUGUCGAUGUGCCAACGGAAGCAGAGAUACAAGAGCAGUUGUUCCACGAUAUCGCUGCUUUCGGGAGGACGGAGAAUUGGCGAUCGCAGGGUAUUUUGAAGGACAUGCGAAAGGCCGAUAUCGACGAGCUGGCAGAGGCCUUUGAAGGCGAAAACUUCAAAAGGUUUUUCUCCUGCAUCAUAGCCAGACAUCUCGGCGACCCUUCUGCUGGAUCUCAGAACUUGAACACGGGUUCCGCCAACCCGUCAGGAAAGCGCCGGUGCUUUUUCGUCUACGAGCUGGUCUGCACGGUGCUCCAUGAUAUUCCUACCCUCGGUGAAGUCGUCGAUAUUCUCAAGCAAUGUGUCACAGCGUUACGCCUUAUGUUCUGCGCGGGCUGGGUUCACCGAGAUGUCAGUUCUGGUAAUAUUCUCGCGUUCCCGUCUACGCCACAGGGCCCGUGGCAGGUGAAGCUAUCCGAUCUCGAAUUCGCCAGGAAAUAUCCAAGUCCAAUGUCCUCCGCUGACGAGCCUCGCGUCGGUACACCUUAUUUCAUGGCAUGCGAAUUGCAGACGCGCGUUCCCUUUCUCCCAGAAACUGGGCACAGAGGAAGGGAUCGUGUCCGCGGCCCCAGCAAACCAGUCAUUCAUAACUACCAACAUGACCUGGAAUCGGUUUGGUGGAUCUUCCUUUGGUUAGUCACCAUGAGAAUAGGUCCAGAGCCCGCUCGUGACUUCGGCGAGCUCUUCUUUCAGCAAAAAGAGAAUCCCUCAUAUGCAGGGAUGCGCGCCUACCUUUUUGCGCUGCCAGAUGCGCUAUAUAGCUACGAACGAUUCCCCCGAACCCUUCCGUCAUCCCUCUAUCGUCCAUCGGCCUUCCUCGACCAGCUGAACACUCUGAAGAUUGAUCUAUACUGGGCUUACCAAUCGCUCAAUGGAUCUGGGAGUCAGGGAGACAGGGGGAGCUAUUCUUGGAUCAUCGGGGAAGGAUUCUCGGCUUUCUUUGAGGAUAUCGAGAAGACUCGUGGGGACUGGAACAGCAUCCAGAUGAUCGUACGGAGGCCUCUUCAGCACGUCCAUCUCCACGACCCAUCCGGCCUCUCAUCGUCCAGGAAGCGCAACCCCCCUAUCAAGUCGUCAACCUGCAAUAGGGGGACCCGACGGCUCAGAAACAUCACCCCCUCCAAAGAAACUUCGGCGAGCACCAGCCCGACGUACUCAGCCGCCCCUGCGCGAUAG